AAGCGCUAGUGAAGGACAUGCAGAACCCAGAGACGGGGAUCAAAAUGCAGAACCAGAAGGUCCUCGUCACCAGCGUCCCUCACGCCAUGACAGGAAGUGAUGUUCUACAGUGGAUCGUCCAGCGACUUUGGAUCUCCAAUCUGGAGGCACAGAACUUGGGCAACUUUGUUGUCAAGUAUGGCUACAUUUACCCCUUGCAAGACCCCAAGAACCUCAUUCUCAAACCCGAUGGCAGCCUCUACCGAUUUCAGACGCCGUAUUUCUGGCCCACCCAGCAGUGGCCAGCUGAAGAUACAGACUAUGCCAUCUAUCUAGCCAAGCGAAAUAUUAAGAAGAAAGGGAUUUUAGAAGAAUAUGAAAAGGAAAAUUACGAUUUCUUGAACAAAAAAAUUAACUACAAAUGGGACUUUGUCAUUAUGCAGGCCAAGGAGCAGUACAGGGCUGGAAAGGAAAGGAAUAAAGCAGACAGGUAUGCAUUGGAUUGCCAGGAGAAGGCAUAUUGGCUCGUCCACCGAUGCCCUCCAGGAAUGAACAAUGUGCUGGACUACGGCCUGGACCGAGUGACCAAUCCGAAUGAAGUUCAGGUAAAUCAGAAACAAACAAUCACCGCUGUCAAAAAAGAGAUCAUGUAUUACCAGCAGGCCUUAAUGAGGUCCACGGUGAAGUCCUCAGUGUCCCUUGGAGGGAUCGUCAAAUACAGUGAGCAGUUUUCAUCCAAUGAUGCCAUCAUGUCAGGCUGCCUCCCUAGCAAUCCUUGGAUAACAGAUGACACCCAGUUCUGGGAUUUAAAUGCCAAAUUGGUGGAAAUCCCAACCAAGAUGCGGGUGGAGCGAUGGGCCUUCAACUUCAGUGAAUUGAUCCGAGACCCCAAGGGUCGACAGAGCUUCCAGUACUUUCUCAAGAAAGAAUUCAGUGGGGAGAAUCUGGGAUUCUGGGAAGCCUGUGAGGAUCUGAAGUAUGGAGAUCAGUCCAAGGUCAAGGAGAAAGCAGAGGAGAUUUACAAGCUAUUCCUGGCCCCAGGGGCGAGGCGGUGGAUCAACAUAGACGGCAAAACCAUGGACAUCACCGUCAAGGGGCUGAGGCAUCCCCACCGCUACGUGCUGGAUGCUGCGCAAACCCACAUCUACAUGCUCAUGAAGAAGGAUUCUUAUGCUCGCUAUUUAAAAUCUCCAAUCUAUAAGGAAAUGCUGGCCAAAGCUAUUGAACCUCAGGAAACCACCAAGAGAAGCUCCGGCCUCCCAUUUAUGCGGCGGCACCUGCGCUCCAGCCCGAGCCCUGUCAUCCUGAGGCAGCUGGAGGAAGAAGCCAAGGCUCGAGAAGCAGCCACUACGGUGGACAUCACCCAGCCGGGCCAGCACACUGCUCCCAGCCCCCACCUGGCCGUGUACACCGGGACCUGCGUGCCCCCCUCUCCUUCUAGCCCCUUCUCCCCCUCCUACCGCUCCCCCAGGAGGCCCUUCCCCUCGCCCGGCCGCUUCAUCCGGCGGCCCAGCAGCACCGUCUGCCCAUCGCCCAUUCAAGUGGCCUUGGAGAGCUCUUCGGGUGCGGAGCAGCAGGGGGAGGCCAGCGGAUCCAGGGCCCACGGUGGGCCCCCUGACGCCAAGAGAAGCGGGGCCGCCCCUGACCACUCCCAGCCUCGGCCCCCUUCCAGGGCCCCUCCCAAGGCCCGCAUGGCACUGUCCUUGAGCAGGUUUCUGAGACGAGGCUGUUUAGCUUCACCAGGCUUUGCCAGGCUCUCACCCAAGUGCCCCCCUGUGUCCCACGGGAAGGUGCAGCCCCUGGGGGACGUGGGCCAGCAGCUACCCCGGCUGAAAUCCAGGAGAGUAGCCAACUUUUUCCAGAUCAAAAUGGACGUGCCUACCGAGAGCGGGACCUGCCUGAUGGACACAGAGGACACCGGGACAGGAGAUUCAGGUGACCAGGCCAUAGAAAAGGAGGUCAUCUGCCCCUGGGAGAUCCUGGCCGAGGGGAAAGCUGGCUGAGCCCAGGCCUUGAACCAAGAAGAUGCUCCCAGUAGACUCCACCAGAUGGGGCCACGCGACACGCUUGCUCUCGAACCGAAGUGCAUUAAGAUCAUAUUUGGGGGCCGGAGAGACAAGAUGGGGUGGAUUAUGGGGAAGAGUACUCUGGCUGGGCUCCCAGUGGCCGACUCCUUCCCUUCCUCCUGACCUUUCCUCCCUUGGGCAGAAGACAGGCAUGUGGACCAGAGGACUUUCCUUGCUGCCUUAAAACC
This is a messenger RNA of Equus quagga, 2233 nucleotides long. RefSeq names its product regulator of G protein signaling 9 (gene RGS9). The record is from RefSeq and is a predicted model, not a curated record. The coding region runs from base 18 to 1982 and encodes 654 amino acids. Lineage: Eukaryota; Metazoa; Chordata; Mammalia; Perissodactyla; Equidae. The transcript has 18 exons. Gene Ontology annotation, biological process: G protein-coupled receptor signaling pathway; intracellular signal transduction; regulation of G protein-coupled receptor signaling pathway.